UUUUCUAUGCCACCACCACUUGAAGAAGACUUUGUCGAUGAAACCCAUAUUCACGCAUUCAAAGAAGCGCUCGAAUACGAUGGAGAGGACCAUAUUAAUAGCCCCAUUUUGCUGGACCCUGAAGCAGGGCGCGUUCGCAAAAUCUCCGCACUCUCCGACUUUGCCCCAGUGAAUCUCAGAGUCAAGAGAAGGAAACGAAAGGAGCACAGAAAGGCGGCGAAACACGAUUGGUCGUUUAUAAUCUUUCGAUGGCCAUUGCUCGGCUUUAUCUUUCUCUUCAUUGCCGCAGAAUUCGGUCUGUAUGUGUUUUUGCGACAACUUGUCAAUGUCAAGGAGUGGGUAUCAGCUUGGCGAGGUCGAAAAGGUCUUUUGCGCAAAAAAUUACGUGGGGCAGCAACAUACGAGGAGUGGAAAGAAGCCGCUGGCGUCAUGGAUGAGUACUUGCAAUUUGAUGAAUGGAAGAAGGACGACGAAGAUGCUUUCUACGACUACAAACUACUCCGUCGUGUGCAUAAAUCGCUCAAAACUCUUCGGGAGAAGAAUGAUGUUCGAGGAUGUCUUGGGGUUUUGGCCACAUGUUUGCGGUCUAAUUUUGCUGCCGUUGAAUCUCCGAGGCUUUACAGCGAGACAUUUUUCGGAACAAAGGAUCUUAUCGAAGCGUAUUUUGACGAGCAAGAACGCGCCAUCGAACUCAUUCGCAACUCCUCAGAGCUCACGCUAGACGAGAAAAGAAGGUUUUUCAAGGCUGCAAAUACAAACUUGGGCAUUAGUGCUCUUUGUUUGUCGGGCGGAGCGUCAUUCGGAUAUUACCAUACCGGGGUCGUUAAAGCGUUUCUAGACAACGGACUGCUUCCUCGGGUCAUAACAGGAACCAGUGCUGGUGGCCUGAUCGCCGCCUUGUGCUGUACUCGAACAGAUGCUGAGCUCAAAGAAUUACUGGUUCCCCAGCUUGCUGAUAAGAUAACGGCCUGUGAAGAGAGCUUUAGUGUUUGGGGGAGACGGUUGUGGAAGACUGGCGCCAGAUUUGAUCCUCUUCUUUGGGCAAGGAAGUGCGCUUUCUUUACUAGAGGCUCCUUGACUUUCAAAGAGGCAUAUAUGCGAACGGGGAGAAUUCUCAAUAUCUCGGUUAUCCCAGCCGACCGUCACUCCCCAACUCGUUUGCUCAACUAUUUGACUUCGCCCGACACGUUAAUUUGGAGCGCGCUUUUGGCCUCGGCUGCGGUACCAGGCAUUUUACCGUCCCUUUGUCUGAUGCAGAAGCUGCGAGAUGGCAGCGCAGUCCCUUAUAACUGGGGCAGUAGGUUCAAAGAUGGAUCACUUCGAGUGGAUAUUCCCCUACAGGCUCUGCACACAUACUUCAAUGUCACAUUUCCUGUGGUUUCCCAAGUCAACCCACAUGUUCAUCUAUUUUUCUUUGCCCCGAGAGGAUCUCCAGGAAGGCCGGUUGCUCAUCGGAAAGGCAAAGGAUGGCGAGGGAAUUUCAUUCUUAGCGCAGCAGAGCAGUGGUUAAAGCACGAGUUAACCAAGAAUUUCAAAGUGAUCCGUGAUCUUGAGCUGCUACCUCAACUUUUGGGUCAAGAUUGGUCUUCGGUCUUUCUUCAACGAUUCGAUGGGCACGUUACUAUCUGGCCACGAACAAGACUAUAUGACUGGCUCAGAAUAUUGAGCGAUCCAUCCCAGCAUGAAUUGGAGAGAAUGAUGCGAGUUGGUCAGCUGGCAACAUGGCCCAAGUUGCACAUGAUCGCAAACCGGGCGCGGAUCGAAAAACAAAUAUACCUUGGGCGACAACAUAUACGCCAAAUUGCCAAAUCCAAACCAACCGACCUAACUCCCGAGCUCACUUCCCCACCACCGAGCGGGUCAGACCACCCAUUAUCAGUUGACACUGAUGCAGAAAGCGCGUUCACCCACAAGUCGCGUACCUUCUACCGAAACAAACGUUCGGGCACCUCGGCUCCCAGAGAGCAUAGUCGCCACCCAGACCUAUUGCGGAAUCGGAAACGAUGGGCAUCGAGUGAAAAGUACGAGCCGGCAAGUCCAUCCGGUUUUCUUGCCCGUUUACGCGCGCGGUCGUUUUCGUCGUUCAAGGGGAGCGCGUUGAAGGAAGUUAAUGUAGCGCCAGAAGAUGGCUGGAGUAGCGAUACCGAUAGCUCAGAGGAGGAGCUGAUCGAAACCACGAUGUCCUCCGAAGAUAUGCUAAGAGCAGUAGAGCGGCGACUACAACAACAACAACAACAAGCCUCCCCACCAGAUAUAGUGCAAUUUACCGGCCAAGACUAUGAACUCAAAAUGAAACUGCGCCGAAUGAUAGACCCAGGCAUCCUCCGCAAUCCUGAUGCCCAAGCGGUUACGUCGAUGAAACUUUUGCUCAGGCUAUGCGAUAACAUCAUUGCUGAGCCCGAGAACAAGAAGUGGCAUUCGUUCAAGCCGACGAAUUCAAUUAUAAAGCGCGAUCUAAUGGACCCCAAGGGGACAGUCGAGUAUGCUCGAGAGCUAGGGUUCUCUCCACACGUCGAAGACUACCAGCCGGUCUACGUGUUCAAUCCCAAGAAGCUGCACCAACUGAAAAUAGGCGCCGAGCUGCUGCGGGAGACGUUGGCGCUCAAGACGGAGAAACAAGAGCGUGAGUUACAGGCGAGGAAGAACGAGAAGGCUGUUGCUUCUGCAGCAGCAGAGAAGGUUCGGUUGGCUUUCGAAGACGAUCGGAAGCGGAAACAACUGAACGAUACGCUUGAGCGUGAACGGCGAGCAGCCCGUUUAGAGGCGGCAGCCCAGCGGGCAGAGCAACAAGCGCUAGAGCGUGAAGAGGAGGAGCAACAAGAUCAGGACGAUGAUGAUGGUGAUGAUGACAGAGACGAGGAUGAUGAAGAGCAACAGCUUAUGCCUGGAGGCGGUAAUGUGUUGGGCGAAAAGCCUCGCGCAUCAAUUCCGUCCAACAAAAAAACGGAUUAG
Messenger RNA from Mycena indigotica, 2952 nucleotides. Its product is annotated as Patatin-like phospholipase domain-containing protein. The record is from RefSeq and is a predicted model, not a curated record. The transcript has 32 exons. Bases 7 to 2952 code for a protein of 981 amino acids. Gene Ontology annotation, biological process: lipid metabolic process. Gene Ontology annotation, molecular function: triacylglycerol lipase activity. NCBI's taxonomy places the organism in Eukaryota, Fungi, Basidiomycota, Agaricomycetes, Agaricales, Mycenaceae.